Molecule: messenger RNA, 636 nt
Organism: Acanthosepion pharaonis
Lineage: Eukaryota; Metazoa; Mollusca; Cephalopoda; Sepiida; Sepiidae
Source: the annotation of a GenBank genome assembly
AUGGUGACGAGAGACAUCGAAACGAAGCAACACUUUCAAAAAACUUAUUUGUUAUUUUAUUUCUUUUGUUAUUAUUUUUUUCUUUUUUCUUUAUUUCUUUGUUGCUUCUUUCUUUUUCGUAUUUCGUUCUUUCUUUUUUUUUAUUUCUUACUUUCUUUAUGCUUUCUUUCUUUCUUAAUUUUUCCCAUCUUUCUUUCUUUUUUUACGGCGAUUUCUUAUUCUUUCUUUCUUACUACUUUUUUCCGCCGUUAUUCCUCGUUUAUCCUUAAUUCUUUUCUUUUUCCUUUCUUUCUUUUUUCUUUUACUCUUUUUCUUUCUUUUACCCUUUUUCUUUCUUUUUUAUCUUUCUUUCUUUUUUUUAUAAUUUCAGCUUUCAUUCUUUAUUUUUUUUCAUUUUUCUUCCUUUCAUUUUGUUACAAAUUACCAUCUCUCUCUUUCUCGCUCUCUCUAUCUAUCUAUCUAUCUAUCUAUCUAUCUGAAUAUAUAAAGGAUAACGAUUCUUGUCGACAUCAUAAAGAAGAGAAUCUUCAACUUCUAAAAGAAUUCCAAAUCGAGGAAUGUGAAUCGCGUAGGUGGAUCCAUUUGGAAGACACUUCUCUAUUGUCUUUACACAUCGGCGACAUUAUCAUCCUUUGA